Eimeria tenella is the source of this 1258-nucleotide messenger RNA. Its product is annotated as protein kinase, putative. The annotation marks the transcript as partial. The record is from RefSeq and is a predicted model, not a curated record. NCBI's taxonomy places the organism in Eukaryota, Apicomplexa, Conoidasida, Eucoccidiorida, Eimeriidae. The transcript has 3 exons.
AUGUCUUACUCUACAUUUUUCGGCGGCAUCCCUGCUGCUGCUUUGUGCAGCAGCAGCAGCAGCAGCAACAGCAGCACUGAGGAGCUGGACUGCUGCAGCUUGCGGCAGCAGCAAGUCUACACCUCCGACACUCCUGCUGCAGCAGCAACACCAACUGACAUGCAGCAAACUGUGACACUUGAAGUGUCUCCUCCCCAGUCUCCUCCUUCUCCUUUGCCAUAUUUGCGGCGGCAGCACUUGCCUUCUAAAGAGCAGCAGCAGCAGCAGCAGCUGCAGCAGCAGCAGCAGCAGCAGCACGCCGACCUCUUUCUGAGCCAUGACGACGUCGCGCUCCAGCAGCGACUCGAGCAGCAGCAGCAGCAGCAGCAGCAGCAUCUCUGGCAGCACGAGCAGCAAGUUCUCGACGCGUUGCUUGACCCUGAGCUGCGGCGCAGCAGGGUGCUGCGGCCGCAGCAGCAGCAGCAGCAGCAGCUCCAAGAGCAGCAGCUCCAAGAGCACAACGAGGAAAAGAUGCUUCGGCUGCGGCAGGUGGAGCUGCUGCAGCAGCAGCAGCAGCUGCUGCUGCAGCAAGCAACGGCAAGCAACAGCAGGACAGUCUCUUCAGAGCUGCUGGCGCAGCUGCUGGCAGCAAACAGCAGCAGCCAAAAUAGCCCUGCAGCAGACGCGUGGCGAGCUGCGUGCAUGCCGAGUCCCCUUUCAGCAGCAGCAGCAGCAGCAGCGGCAGCAGCAGCAGUAGCAGCAGCGACGCCGCCAGCAGCUGCGCUGGACAAAGACGCCACCGCAGCAGCAACAGCAGCAGCAGCAGUGGCAGAGAAGGAGACCCAUCUGAAGAGGUGCGUCCAGCGUCUGCAGCAAGCAGCAGCAGAGGUAGUGGCAGCAGAUGCUGCUGCUGCUGCUGCUGCGCCGGCGAGAGGCACUCAGCUGCGUUGCCAGAACUGCAGCAAACAGCGCCACAUGGCAGCAGCAGCAGCAGCAAGCGGCUGCAGCUACGGCGCAAAGGAGCAGCAGCUGAACGGCUCAGCAGAGAGCGUCGAGGAGCAGCUGCUGCUGCAGCAGCGGCAGCAGCAACAGAAAGAGCAGCUGCUGCAGCAGCAAGCUUGCGGGGCUUCCUGCGCUGCCGUUGCAGAUGCGCCAUCAUUGCUACUAGGCAGCAGCUCGGCGCUGGCUGUGUGCAAGCAAGGGGUACAAGCAGCAGACAUAUCGCAGGUGGAGCUUCGCCAGCCGAGCGGAGGCGCGUCGGGGGCCGUGUGCGGCGUGA